Messenger RNA from Diplodia corticola, 1197 nucleotides. RefSeq lists its product as uncharacterized. NCBI's taxonomy places the organism in Eukaryota, Fungi, Ascomycota, Dothideomycetes, Botryosphaeriales, Botryosphaeriaceae. The transcript has 4 exons. The record is from RefSeq and is a predicted model, not a curated record. Bases 1 to 1197 code for a protein of 398 amino acids.
AUGCCUGGUGGCGUGGUGCCUCCACUGGAGCUGGUGCUCCAAUGGCAGACCGACGCCUAUCCCCACGGCAUCCGCGCCCCGCCCACCCUGACCAUCAUCAGUGUCGUCUUCACCGUCCUCUCGCUGGGCAUUGUCGGCUCCCGAUUCUACGAUCGCUUCAUCAUCAGGCGUAAUGCCGGUUUGGACGAUGCUCUCAUUGCCGUGGCCUUGAUUCCACAAAUUGCCCUUUGUGUCGCUACCUGCCUUGCCGAGCAGCUCUACGGCUUCGACCGCCAUGCCUGGGACAUCACGCCACAGAUGGGUCCGAUCAGCAGGAAGGUCACGCUUGGCAUAUCGUUGCUUUACAUAACCAGCACCACCUUGACCAAGCUCUCCAUCCUGCUCUUCUACCGCCGGCUAGGAAAGAUCCGCCAGUGGUUCAAAUGGACCAUCUGGGCCAACAUGACCUUCAUCGUUGCCUACGCCGUCUGCUUCAUCAUAACAAUUCCUUUGGAGUGCCACCCGGUGAAUGCCUACUGGAACAAGGUCAAUCCGAUGUGGGCAAUGAAGCACGAGUACACUUGCGUCAACGAAGGCGCCGGCAAUGUCGCCAACGGUGCAAUCAGCGCCGCCCAAGACUUCAUUGCCUGCAUCCUGCCCAUGGCCAUCUUCUGGGACCUCCGCAUCUCCAAGCGCGCCAAAAUGGCUCUCGGCUUCGUCUUUAGCUUGGGAUUGAUCACUGGCGUCUGCGGCAUCCUGCGAACCAUCGAACUUCACCGCAUCUUCUUCAAGACCUACGACACGACCUGGAACGCACGCUGGCCCUUCGCUCUGACCAUCGUCGAAUCGUCGCUGGGCCUGAUUUGUGCCUCGAUCCCAGCCCUCAAAGGCAGCCUAUCGCGCCUCUUCUCCUCCUUCAUCAAGCCGCUGCGCUCGGCCAACCGCAACAGCAAGCUUUACGCCCGCCGUCGCUGGACCAACCCCUUCUUUGCCAGCAUGAAGCGCAACUCGGCCAUGUACAACUUCAACUGGAGCGGCGAAACACCCACCGAUUCCCACCGCAGCCGCAACGCCGAGGGCGGCGUCGCUGCCCCGCAAAACACCUACAUCGACCCCAACGCUCCUCCCCACUCGCAGGCCGACUCCGUUCCCCAAACACCUAAUACCGUCGGCGGAUCCGAGUUCGAGUUGGCGCCGGGACACAAGAUGGAAGUGUAA